UAUAUCAAAUAAUUCACCUACUUAACAUGUCUGCCAAGGAAGUCGAGGACUCGUCCACAGCACCCGAAAACAGAUCGAAAUUCAAGCCAAUUAUUUUCACCAAUGCUCCCCAUCUGCCGGGCGAUCGAGUUCUGUCGGCCGGCCGGGAAAAGUUGAAGAAAUGGCUCGGCCGCAUGGUGCGCAUCACACUGAGGAACAAGCUGGUGCUGGUGGGCAUCUUCAGCUGCACGGACCACGACAAGAACCUCAUCAUAUCGAAAUGUGAUACUUUUGUGCAUCCCAAUCAGGAGCCCAUUGCCUUUGGCAAUGUCAUGGUGCCGGGCGAUCAGAUCCUGACAUUUUGCGUGGAUAUGCCCGUUAGCUCAGAGCCGGAGUUGCAGGUGUCAUGUGACAAGGUCGAUGAGGCUGCAGAUGAGGUUGUCUCAACAGACGGCGGGGGAACGGGAAUGGGCCAAUUGAUAAAGCGCGGCGCAGAGCAGGAAAGCGAUAGCAGAGCCCGCGAAAUCAAAUCAAAGUGUUGA
Molecule: messenger RNA, 521 nt
Organism: Drosophila navojoa
Lineage: Eukaryota; Metazoa; Arthropoda; Insecta; Diptera; Drosophilidae
Product: N-alpha-acetyltransferase 38, NatC auxiliary subunit
Source: RefSeq, a predicted model, not a curated record